UGUAUCUGGAAUCAAAGCACUUAGGCCAUCAACAAUGUAUCUGUUCAUUUUGGACUUGAUGGCAAUUAACCUUUCAUCAGUCAAGUGUAGAUAGUGUGUGAAAGGUGUGCUGACACACGUGGAUUUAUGUGUGCCUGUCUUUCUGUCUUUGUGUGAUGAUCUGUCUGAAACUCCCAGGACAUCUGGUACUGUACUGUACUGUUAGUACAUGUUUCACAUACCCAGAGAAGUUAUCAACACUGUGUCCUCCCUUAGCAGUUUGGGGAUAUUUUGACCUGCCUGUUUAAUGCUUGUUGUCCCUCUUCAGUUAUCUACUUAGGUUCUAUAAUUUGCUUUGGUUAUCCUCUUACCUUGUGUCCAAGUCUUCAUUUGUUUCUUGCUGUUUGUCUAGAUGAACGGUGGACUAUGGAUGUUUACAUUUUAAUUAUUUGAUUGCAUGGUAUGGCCAAAACCUACAAAGAAGGUAAAACUAACCAUCUGAGAAAAUAAGAUUGCACCUCAAGUCCUGUGUUCAGUCCUGGGCCCUUCAUUACGAGCUGAGGUGUGUUCACUACACAUUGAGGUGUUGGAGUGUGUCCAAAGAAGGGCAGUGGAUCUGUGAAAGGUACAGAAGUUAAGUUCUAUGAGGGGUGGCUGAGGGAGCUGGGGUUGUUUAGUCUGGAGAAAAGAAGGCUCAGAGGGGCCCGUAUCAUUCCCACAACUGCCUGAAAGGAAGUUGUAAAGGUGGGGAUCAACCUCUUCUCUCAGGCAACCAGAGACCAGACAAGAGGAAAUGGCCUCAAGCUGUGUCAGGGGAGGUUGAGGGUGGACACUGGGGUGAAUUUGUUCCCAGAAGGGAUUGUUAAGCAUUGGAAAGGGCUGCACCAGGAGGUGGUAGAGUCACUAUCUCUGGAGGUGUUCAAGAAACAACCCUGUGGCACUCAAUGCUGUGGUCUAGUUGACAAGGUGGUGAUCAGUCAAAGGUUGAACUUGAUGAUCUCAGAGGUCUUUUCCAAUGAUUCCAUGAUUCUAUGAUUCUUCAUACAACAUGUUCUUCAAGUUUGUAAUCAGAAGAUGAAAUAAUUGCUGCAAGGAAAGAGAAGGUCUGCAAAACUAAAUAUUUUUGUCACCACAUAUGGAGGUAAAGAGAUGGUCAAAGUAAGAUUGCUAUACUAAUCAAGUUGAAUAUGUUUGAGAAUCCAGCAGUUCUGGAGUGGUGCAGAGAAUUACCUGCACUUGACUAGACAGAUGUGAGAAAAAUUGUCAAUUGAUUUCUGGAUGGUGGCUUGAUAGGAGUAGAAGCAGCAGUUAUACUGUUCUGACCAUAUCAGUGUUUGGAUGAACUUUCAAGAAGAUACUUGUGAGAAUAUUUGUAUUAUGUGAGAAGACUGAUGGAUAAAGAAUAUCUGAGAUGCUUUGAGCCUUUAUGAUAAUUUUGUGAGAUCUGUAAAAUCCAUUUGAAUUAAUAGCAUUUGGCCAGUGUAAUUUCACAGCAUUAUGUGAAAAUUGACUUGGAGAAGAACAAUUUGUGUGGAUCUCAGAACAAAAUUGUUCUUCUGGAAGAUAGCUUUAAUAGUAUCUGUUGUUCUUAUUGGUAAAAAUCCACAUUUCUCUAAACAUUCUUUGCAGUCAGAUUGUGCCUUUAUUAAGGGCUCAGAGUUAAGUCUGGUUGUAUUGCUCAGUAAUUUUAGAUUAGUUUUUAGUAUAUAAAUAUCACAAAGAUGUUGAAGAUUUUAUGAGAAAUGUGAUAAUGCUUUUAAGUGAAGGUAUUACUGGGAUUAAAAUUAGUUGGAUUGAAGUUAUUGUGUGUUGGAGAAAAUGUUUCAUAUCUUUCAGAGGUGUGCUUCAAAUACGUAACAACUCAAAAUGUCUUAAUCACCUGAUACUUGUGAUAUGUAUUAAGAGAUCACAAGGUUAAUAGUCUCAGCACUCAGAUACACAGGCAACACUUUGUUACAGGGAGUGAACACCAGAGGUACAUGGUUUUUUUCUGCUAUUGCUAUGAUUGUUCAUUUUUUACAAAAAAGCUUAAUUAAUACCAAGUGAACUUCCCUGUGUAGCUUAUUCUUCUAAUCUAGUGUUCAAAUGUUUCUGUGUAGAAAUUCCUAAUAUUUUUUCCACACUUUUCCCUGAUAAAUAAUGUCCAAAUUAAUCCCUUCACUAAACACUAAGGAAAAAGAAGGAAAGGAAGAAGCAGGGUAGGAAAUUAUAAACAGCCAGACAAGUAUGAAAAAAGACAAAGAGCACAAGGCACUAUGUGUAUUCAAAAGAAUCAACCAAACAUUAUGUGGUCAGUGUAUUGCAAAAAAGAUAUAGGGAGUAAGUAAAACAUACUUCAGUGGAACAGAGAAAUACAUUUUGACACACAAAAGAAUAAGCCCAAGUCUGGAAAGGCAGAAAGAGUGGGAAACUGAUGAAAGUGUCAGAGAUGGAGUAGAUGGGAGGUUUUUGUCGAGAGACUGUCUAAACCAGUUUAGGAAGGAGAAAGAGGAAGGACUACAACAUCUGAGGCUCUAUAUCCCACAGGAUUAAAAAGAGUAAGUAACGCUGUUUGGAGACAUAUUUUCAGUAGCUGUAUAUUUUUGCUUGCACUUACAUUUAUUUUCCCAGAAAUUUUCUGUGCCACACAAAGCAUAUCAGUGAAGACGCUGAUGAUGAAAUGCAAAAGAGUUCACUACUGCAGAACUGAAACGGAACUGAUGACUAUGAAGUCAGCCAUACAGUCUGAAAGAUAAGUCUUGAGAGAUGUUUAAACCAUUCAUCACUGACAGCUAGCAGUGAUAGUGAGCUUUCAAGGAAGGCUUUUGUAGAAAAAUGGAAUUGAGUUCUAUUUCAGCAGUCAUGACUAUGUGGUCCCACUUAUUUUUGCUACUUGAGAGUUGUAUUUGCAUACAUGAAGGAGUCCCAGUAAUUUCUCAGCUUCUGAGACUACUACAAGUCUAUCUGAUGUUCAUAUUUUAUCUAAAGAAGAGUCAAGAUUAUAUGAAAAUACGUAAUUUAAAUUGCUGACUUGAGAGUUAUUGCUCAUUCCUUCCAUGUUGAAGUUGCAUUUUUCUCCAUAUUUAAGGAAUUUUGCUCUGUUUCAGGCAUUUCUUAAACUUAUCAUCCUGCUAGAGCUCAGAUUUUCUGAGUUUUCUACACUUGGCCCUAUGCCUUGGUCACUCACAUGACACAUGACUAAGUACUUGCAUUUUUAUAUUCUGAACUGGAACCAUCACCAGCCUCUGUACAAAUGUCUGGCUCUGGACAGAGGUGUGUCAGUGACCAUGUUUAGCUUUUCAGGUAUUUUCUCAUGUGUGGAACUUGGCUAGGUCAGGUGAGCUCUGACCUCUCAUUGAUGGGGCCAUGAAAUAUACUUCUGUACCACAUGCAAGCAUACAGUGCUUGGUGUUCUGGAGCAAGCUAGUGUCUGGUUAGGUGACCUGUUGGAAAACUUCCCUGGGAACCUUACCUGUCUAGACUGACUUGUUACGAAGGCCAGUCUGGUUAAGUGCAUUAUUUUGACAAACCUGUGAAGCAAUGUUGUUGCUAACAAAGUAAUCUGCCAUGUUUACACUUUAAGAAAUAUUAUAAUGUUCCUGAAAGUUGAGAGAAAUAGUUUUGGUUUGCUUUUUUUGUUUGUUUUGUUAUUCUUUUUUUUUAAGUACUAGAAAAUAAAGGUUAAAUUGUGUUGUAUUUAGACAAAGGACACAUCCUGGGGAGUACAGCCAGUGAAUAAAAGCUGUCUUACGGCAUGUUUCAUCAUGUAGAACUGAUAAAGCUGAUGAUGAGGAUGAUGAAGAUCUAAUGGUGAAUAAAACAUGGGUCCUUGCACCAAAGAUUCAUGGUGGUGAUGUAACUCACAUACUGGAUUCCUUACUUCAAGGAUAUGACAAUAAGCUUCGGCCAGAUAUUGGGGUGAGAACUACAGUAAUUGAAACAGAUGUCUAUGUCAACAGCAUCGGUCCAGUUGACCCAAUCAAUAUGGAAUACACUAUAGAUAUCAUUUUUGCCCAGACUUGGUAUGACAGCCGACUAAAGUUUAACAGCUCAAUGAAGGUGCUUAUGCUUAAUAGCAAUAUGGUUGGAAAAAUUUGGAUUCCAGACACUUUCUUCCGGAACUCAAGGAAAUCUGAUGCUCACUGGAUUACAACUCCAAAUCGUUUGCUUCGAAUAUGGAGUGAUGGAAGAGUAUUAUACACACUAAGGUUGACAAUUAAUGCCGAAUGUUAUCUUCAGCUUCAUAAUUUUCCUAUGGAUGAACACUCCUGUCCUCUGGAGUUUUCAAGCUAUGGAUAUCCCAGAAAUGAAAUUGAAUACAAGUGGAAGAAAACUUCUGUUGAAGUGGCAGAUCCAAAAUACUGGAGAUUGUAUCAGUUUGCAUUUGUAGGGCUACGAAAUACAACUGAAAUUUCUCAUACCUUGUCUGGUGAUUAUAUCAUUAUGACAAUAUUCUUUGAUCUCAGCAGACGUAUGGGAUAUUUUACAAUUCAGACAUACAUUCCUUGUAUACUGACAGUUGUUCUUUCAUGGGUGUCAUUUUGGAUCAAUAAGGAUGCAGUUCCUGCAAGGACUUCUCUGGGGAUCACGACGGUGCUGACCAUGACAACACUGAGUACAAUUGCCAGGAAGUCACUCCCAAAGGUUUCCUAUGUCACAGCAAUGGACCUUUUUGUUUCAGUUUGCUUUAUUUUUGUGUUUGCUGCCUUGAUGGAAUAUGGCACCUUACACUACUUUACCGGCAACAAAAAAGGGGACAAAGGAAAAGAAAAGAAGGCAAAAUCUAAGCCAUCAAAACCUCCUGCACUUGCUGUUCGACCUGGAUCAACACUAAUUCCAAUUAAUAACAUUAAUCAUCUCCCUGAACGUGAUGAUGAUUAUGGAUAUGAGUGCCUAGAAGGAAAAGACUGUGCUAGUUUCUUUUGUUGUUUUGAAGACUGCCGCACAGGAUCUUGGCGAGAAGGAAGAAUACACAUCCGUAUAGCAAAAAUUGACUCCUAUUCUCGGAUCUUCUUUCCGACUGCCUUUGCAUUGUUCAAUCUUGUUUACUGGAUUGGCUAUCUUUAUCUGUAAAUUUCAGAGGUUUGACAAACUCAGAAAAAAAUAUUAAUUGAACAGUCAUUAAUACUUUUAACUGAGCAAAGAUUAGAGCUGGUCCAAAAUGACUCAAAUUGUUUGUAUGCUUUAAAAAUUUGAAACAAUGAGAGGAAAUAUGAUGAUGUAGUCUCCCUCUUGUGAUCAGCUGUAGAACUGAUACUGGUAUUUUGAAGAGAACAUUUUAAAAAAUAUCUCUAAGAUUUAUCUGUCCUGAGCACACAUACAUACAUUUUUUUUCCAGCUCUAAGAAAAUGCAGAAUCACAGGCUAUUUAACUGGACCAUCCUACAUAAGCUCUCAAUUUUAAUCCUAAAUGAUAAUGCAGAAGGAUUUUGUAGCAUCUCUUACACCUUUACAAAGAAAGCCUUAAUUAAAUAGGAUUAGUUACUCUCAUCCAUUUCAUCCAUAAGGUGAUGAUUUUUUAAUCCCUAUUUUUAAAAAGUUGAAAUGUAACAUUUCUCUUUUCAAUCAGCCAUUUGUUCUCUCCAGUAUGUUAAAAAGUGUGAUUAGAUGAUAAUUAAUCAAUUCAGAUUUAUACAGAAUGCAGAUAUUCUGUCUGCAGAAUGGAUGGAUAUAUCAAAACACCUAAGAGUAAUUCUGAGCUUGUCUUAUCCUGACCAUGGAUACAGACCUUUGGCUUUCAACCUUAGAUUGCAUUUAUAUCUGUGCUCCAUUUCCUGUUACUUCAAUGUUGUGAGUUCCCUGAAGUUGUCCACGAGGUCUACAGCUUUCAGAAAUUCUUAUCCAGCUGCCAUUGCUUGUUCAUUUCAUGGAAAACAAGACUGAUGUUGGCCAAGAUUCUGGCCAUUAAGCAUAAUGAUCUUCACAUACUCAGUGUUGGAGAAAAAGUCAUAACCCUACUUUGGGAAGAAUUUGUAUCAAUAGAAUUUGGAAGGCCUGUAACAGUGCUAUAGCCAUUGUACUCAAAGUCACUGUGUUAAAUUCCCAGUCCUACGAGUGCAGUGUGUGACCUGCUCCACUUUGCACACAGCAGGGUUCUGUGGAUUCGGUUUGUUACUGCACAUGCUGCUCACUGAGCCAAAGCCAAGUGGUAUUAAUGUAUUGAACGUGUGGUAUGGAUUGCUGGGGAAUUACCUGCUUGGUAUUUGUUUUUUUCUAAUGGAAAAGACGUGUUAUGGAGGGGGAGUUAACAUAAUCCUUAUGCAUUGCAGAACCUUCUCCAAGAUAGGAUACAUUUCCCCAAAAUCAUAGCACCAGUUCUCCAUCCUCUCUGUGGAGAGCUUUGGUAGAAAUCCUUCAGUAGUUGUCUUUCUGGAGUGACUUCUUGGUGUGGACUGCUGCUGGCUGGAAGCAUUUGGUAUCUCCUUUCUAUUUUAAAUCCAUUGUCUUCAUUAUGGAAAAGUACAGUCUUUCCUCCUUUCUCAUAAAGUAACUGGUCUCAAGUGAGCUUGCAAAAAUCACUGUAAAAUUAAGAUAUGCUUUAAGUAAAAGUCAGCAUUACACAGAAGACCUUACAGAUAUUUAAAGAGGAUUAAUGGGAUUAGCAUUUGGCUGUAGGUAAGGAUGUUCAGUACUAAAGAUAAAGACAUGAUUAAUAGCUAAGAAUAGAAAAUGUUACAUGAAGGGCUCCCCCUACCCCCCCAAUAUUUCUGUUGAAUAUCCUCCCUCCUCUGAAUUUCUUGGAAAGGAUUACUGUUUUUAUAGUCUAGUUGGUACUAGACAUAGUAAAAUAUGAUAUACAAUACACAUUUCAGAGGAAGUGUUACUCCAGUGUUGAGCUCCAAUGUUCUCUAUUAGAGAAUGUGGGAUUAUGUGCAGUUGUACUGGAAAGAAGUGUGACAGAAGAUCCAGUUUUAAUUAAAUUGGACUUUAUUUCAGUAUUUAGCUGAUGAAACAUAGGAGUUGCUGAGAGAAUGUGAAAGCCCAGGUGAUGAGAUGGCAUUAUUUGUGACCUUUCUGAGAACCAAGCUCUUCUGACUGUUGGACUGAGCGUAGAAGUGCAAUAUCAUUAACAACACUGAUCUGCUAUAAUUUAUUGUUUUUUUAGAGUCUCAUUUUCAUAAAAUGUUCAGUCCAAAAGAAACAUGUCAGUUUUAGUUCCAUAAUGUAGGUUGAUGCUUGUUGGCAGCAUGCUGAACACAUUUCUCUGUAGGAGGGAUGAAGGUGGCUUCAGCAGUAUGUUGGUAAUGUGCAUGAAAACCAGUCAGCUUGCUGUACAAUGCAAGGCCCAGAUUUAGUGAGUUCCUGAGUUUCAUUAAUUCACCUUUAAACAAAGGAAACUUAAAAGAAGUUGGCACUUCACGAGAGGAAAUAAAAAUUUCACAACCUGCUCUCCUCUGGCUCAUCUAGUUAGCUUUUUCUAUUCAUGUGGUCGUCAGUUGCCAAUCAGCCUUCUGUGACUGAAUUGGAGAACAGAAAACAUUCAGAAUUGGCAAGGGAUGGAUAAGAAGUCUUUCAUCUCUAAUUUCUAUGGAACAAUGCAAUGGAGUAUUAAACCUAUUGAAUGUUAUGGCUGUUUGGGUUAUGGAUACUCUGGCUUCUGUCUGUUGACAAACUUUUCUGUGUACUUAAUUUGUUUCUGAUGAAAUAAUUUUAGUUUCUCAUAAUACUAUGACUGCAAAUAGGAAUGAGAAUGCAGUGAACUGUAACAUGGCAUGUAAUAAAUGUGUUAUUUUACGCCUAUGUAUUUUCUUUCUAAUCUGGAUAUAAACACUUGAUUUCAAGAAAUCUGAGUGAUAUUUUAGAAAAUGGCAAGAAACAGACAGUAUAAAUAAUUGGAGUUAGAUGCUGCAGUCAUUUUCCAAACUUACCUGGAUAAAAAGUUUGUUUACUCUUACCUGGGAUCACAUUUUUUGGGAGUCAUAUUAUUCUGACCAUCACUGCAUAAGCACACACUUAAACAUAUUCCUAAUUAGUACUGUUACUAGACCAGAAUUCAGAAAAAAGAAUGCUUAGGUAUUGUCAUAAAGAGUGAUGCUAUCAUGAAUUGAUGCUGUUAACAUAUACUUCAUUUACACUAAUUUCAAUAAUGAAUGUUCAGUAGCUCAAAUAAUUGAACAUUAAGGAUGUGAGCCAGAGCCUUUUCAAUAAGAGGUUUUCUCAUUGAAAGAGAGGGACAUAAGAGGAGAAAUUGCUGUAAAGGCAAAAAUGUAAUAAAAUAAAGUGGAAAUAAAAUAAAGUGGAAAAAUUCUGGGAAAACUGUUUUAUACUACACCUAUCUUUGGCAUCUCUUGAAAUGUAUUUUUCAAAAAAGAGACUUUUCCUUGCUAUUUCUGUAUUAGCGUUUACCACUUGUCUGUUUUAGUAGUGAGGUCAUUGUGUUAUUUUUUGGUAAGGUUCUGUCUAUGAUUGUACCUCACUGAUCUUCAGUGCAUGUCUUCUGGGUCUGAGUGGAUCUGUUUUAUGUAGUGGCAGUGCAACCAAAGCAUGAACUCUGGGUAACGUAUUUUGUAUUCACACGUUGAUGUGCUUCAAAGACUUUAACCUUAUCUGGUUUUCUGGAGUCAGAGAUAUAGGAUUGUGUAAGACUUUGAAGGAGAAUCACCUCCAAUAGUAUUUUUAUAACUUUCUGUUCUUAAUUUGGUAUGGUAGUAAAACAUUUGUUUAAAAUUGAUAUAUGAACUGUGCUUUGUAAUUUGUGCACACCUUACAAUUGAAAGCUAACAGGAGGAGUCUGGAUCUUGAUAUCUAUCUGCCUAAAGUAAGAUGUGUUUUAUUUAAUUGUAUCAGUCAUAAUUUCUGUCUACUGUUUCCAAAU
Molecule: messenger RNA, 8772 nt
Organism: Prinia subflava (tawny-flanked prinia)
Lineage: Eukaryota; Metazoa; Chordata; Aves; Passeriformes; Cisticolidae
Gene: GABRG1
Product: gamma-aminobutyric acid type A receptor subunit gamma1
Exons: 9
Coding region: 3766-5031 (421 amino acids)
Biological process (GO): signal transduction; nervous system process; regulation of postsynaptic membrane potential
Cellular component (GO): plasma membrane; neuron projection; dendrite membrane
Molecular function (GO): GABA-gated chloride ion channel activity; inhibitory extracellular ligand-gated monoatomic ion channel activity; benzodiazepine receptor activity
Source: RefSeq, a predicted model, not a curated record